CUUUUGGUGCUGCCUCGGAUGGGAGGACAAGCCGCUGCCGGGAAGAUGAAAGUAGUGGAGGAGCCCAACAGCUUCGGGCUCAACAAUCCCUUCCUGCCUCCCUCGAACCGCCUCCAGCCCAAAGCGGCCCCCUCCCCUCUGUCAGGUCCUGCACAUCUUUUUAGACUGGCAGGCAAGUGCUUCAGUUAUGUGGAGUCUUUGUACAAAUAUGAGUUCUGCCCAUUCCAUAAUGUCACACAGCAUGAGCAGACUUUCCGGUGGAAUGCCUACAGUGGGAUUCUCGGAAUCUGGCAUGAAUGGGAAAUUGAAAACAAUAUGUUUGUUGGGAUGUGGAUGAGAGAUGGAGAUUCAUGUGAAACCAAGAACAGACAGACAAAGGUUCUUCUUGUAUGUGGAAAGAACAACAGAUUGGCUGAUGUGUCUGAACCAAGCACUUGUGUUUAUUCUCUUACAUUUGAAACUCCACUUGUUUGUCACCCACAUUCUCUCUUAGUGUACCCAGCUUUGCCUGAAACCCUCCGGAGAAAGUGGGAUGAAGUGGAGCAGUUGCGUCAUGAUGAGCUAAUCACAAAACAGGGAUACAAGAAACGGUUGAGAGAGAUAUUUGAAGAAGCUAGUUUUAAAUUUACAGGAGAGAAAGUGAGUGAAGGAAAGAGAACAAAACCUCAAAAUCUGGAAUUCCACUCGCUGGAAAAGUGCAAUAAGGUGUGUGAGAGGUUGCUGAAAUGCAUAGCGUCAGGGAAUGUGGCCCAGCACUUCUGUGGAUGAGGGUUCUUUGUGAAG
This is a messenger RNA of Rhineura floridana, 783 nucleotides long. Its product is annotated as N-acetylglucosamine-1-phosphotransferase subunit gamma-like. NCBI's taxonomy places the organism in Eukaryota, Metazoa, Chordata, Lepidosauria, Squamata, Rhineuridae. Gene Ontology annotation, cellular component: Golgi apparatus. The record is from RefSeq and is a predicted model, not a curated record.